UGGGACUCUGCUCAUCUGUCGCUGUAAACGGGGCCCUCGAGUGCGGGCCAGGACAGUUUCAUUCUACACGGGAAGCUGUUUCAGCGGGGGAAUAGAAGUUUCGUCCCUUCGUUCCUCGUUCGCUCCGCUUCGGCGCUUCCCAUGUUUCCGAUCGCCUUGAGGCCGAGCGAAGCGUAGCUUGCUCAAGAGAUCCAAGUCGUUUUUUGCAGCCAUACGAACUGUUCAUGGUUUUUUUUUUUUUUUUUUUUCUGUGCAGAGAUUGACGAGCCCUCGCCCUCUCCCUCUCGGGGGCGUUAGUAGCUGAGGGAAUUGGCGACCGUGGCAUUGGGGUUGGGCGCUGGAAAGGGGGAGACGGUAGGUUGGCUCCCCUUUGCUGUAAUUGAUCUCAGUCGGUUUCUUCUCAUUUUCCUGCACAAUCACGGUCAUCGCCUUAGGACCAGUCACUCCAGGGAGGACAGAAAGAGGGAAGGUCCACAUAGCCAAUUCACAACGAAUUUAGGGAAUAAUGGGGUUAAAGAAGGUUGGCAAAUAUGAUGUUGGCGGAACAAUUGGACAGGGGACCUUCGCCAAGGUUAAGGUUGCUGUCAAUACAGAGACCAGUGGGAGCGUUGCCAUCAAAGUCCUUGCAAAGAAUACCAUCCUCGAGCAUAAGAUGGUCCAUCAGAUAAAGAGAGAAAUAUCCAUAAUGAAGAUUGUGAGGCACCCGAACAUAGUAAAACUACAUGAGGUUUUAGCCAGCUCAACAAGGAUAUACAUCAUCCUGGAACUUGCCACUGGUGGUGAAUUAUUUGAUAAGAUUGUACACCAACGAAGACUUAGUGAGAAUGAGUCUAGACGGUACUUUCAGCAGCUUAUUGAUGCAGUAGACUACUGCCAUAGCAAGGGUGUGUACCAUAGGGAUUUGAAGCCUGAAAAUCUUCUCCUUGACUACCAAGGAAACUUGAAAGUCUCAGAUUUUGGACUGAGUGCAUUACCCCAAAAAGGUGUUGGACUUCUUCGUACAACUUGUGGUACUCCCAAUUAUGUUGCCCCUGAAGUACUUGGUCAUCAAGGUUAUGAUGGUUCUGCUGCUGAUAUAUGGUCAUGUGGUGUCAUUCUAUUUGUCCUGAUGGCUGGAUAUCUUCCAUUUAAUGAGGUGGAUCUCCCAACUUUGUAUAAAAAGAUCAAGGCUGCAGAAUUUACUUGCCCAAUACACUUCUCUUUAGGCGCUAAGUCAUUGAUACAUCUAAUACUUGAUCCAAACCCCAAAACUCGAAUUACCAUUGAAGGUAUUAGAAGUGAUGCAUGGUUCCAAAGAAAUUAUAUUCCCAUUCGACUGGGCGUAGAGGAAGAAGUCAAUUUAGAUGAUAUUGAUGCUGUUUUUAAUGAUAUUGAGGAUCAAUAUGUAACUGAGCAAGUGCGAGAUAAUGAUACUGGGCCUCUUAUAAUGAAUGCCUUUGAGAUGAUAACUUUAUCUCAAGGGUUGAACCUUUCAGCUUUAUUUGAUAGACGCCAGGAUUAUGUGAAACGUCAAACUCGGUUCAUUUCACGCCAACCAGCAAAUACCAUUGUAGCAACAAUAGAGGCUGUAGCAGCAUCUAUUGGUCUAAAGGUCCAUUCUCAAAACUUUAAGAUGAGGCUCGAAGGAUUAUCUUCAAAUAAGAUGCAUCAGCUUGCUGUUGUGCUAGAGGUCUUUGAAGUGGCACCUUCACUUUUCAUGGUUGAUGUUCGGAAGGUUGCUGGUGAUACCCUAGAAUAUCACAAGUUUUACAAGUCGAUGUGCAAUAAGCUGGAGAGUAUUAUCUGGAAGCCAAAAGUAGACGCUAAGUCAGGUCUUCUCAGAACAAAGACUUCUUGAUAUCAACCUGAAACACAGAUGAAUCCGUACAGAAGAAUAUUUCUGCUUGGGAACUGUCUAUCCACUGCUCGCUUCACGGCUCAGUAUUGUUUAUGAUUAGCCAAUAGAGCUUGUAGGUUGUAUCGCAUAAUGUAUCAGUGUGAUUAUGUAGCUGGUGCUAAAUGAGGUGGACAAGAUUAACGAGGAACACUGUAGUUCAGAAAUUUAGUUGUCUUGAAGGCUUCUGUUAUAGUUAUCUAAUUCAUGUU
Molecule: messenger RNA, 2085 nt
Organism: Zingiber officinale
Lineage: Eukaryota; Viridiplantae; Streptophyta; Magnoliopsida; Zingiberales; Zingiberaceae
Product: CBL-interacting protein kinase 24-like
Exons: 16
Coding region: 506-1837 (443 amino acids)
Biological process (GO): signal transduction; protein phosphorylation
Molecular function (GO): protein kinase activity; ATP binding
Source: RefSeq, a predicted model, not a curated record